CGAGAGGAAUCUUCUACGGGGGGCAGGUCCUUAUCAGGACCUUAUCAGGCUCCUUGCGGCGCAGGAGGGCCCAGGUACUGCCACCGAGCACUAACCAAAUGGCAGACAGAGUGCGACUCGCGUGCCGAGGAACUAUAUAAAUAAUACUUCGCACAAAGUCAGAUCAGUUCGCCUGCGGCCACCGCACCUGCCACAACAUAAUGCGACAUUAUCGCACUUACCGGCGCUAGUAUCGUGUCUCACUUGGAACCACAUCACUGCCCUAGAGUGCUCCCGAGGGAUUGAUCAACACCUCCAGGAGGGAACCGGAAAUCCAAGGAAACAGGAACACCGCGAACAUGUCGCACGACAAUCUCGGGUUUACCUCCAGCACCGAAGCGGUGGACGUCAAGCCACUCCCUCCGACCGGGAAGGACUAUCCGCGAAGUAAAAUUUUCGUCGCGGAAGUUGAGGAGAAGAAGAAUUACUUAAAGGAUCCAGAACAGCCUUACGAACCUUAUGAGAACAGAGACGUACAACAUCCGACUACGAAUUCGGAGACGUUGCUGCACCUUUUGAAGGGAAGUUUGGGGACGGGGAUUUUGGCCAUGCCAAAAGCCUUUGCCAAUGCAGGGUACGUCGUCGGCUUGAUCGGGACUGUUGUCAUUGGACUUUUGUGCACAUACUGCAUACACCUGCUGAUAAAGGCUCAGUACGAAUUGUGCAGGAGGAAAAAAGUACCUUCCUUGAGUUAUCCGGCGACUGCGGAAGCGGCGUUAAGCGAAGGUCCGAAGAUAUUGCGACGAUUUUCCAAAUCGGCCGUGCAUGUAGUAAAUAUCUUCCUGUUAAUUUAUCAACUGGGUGCUUGCUGCGUCUACGUGGUAUUCAUCGCGCAAAAUCUUAAGUCGGCCCUGGAUUCCUUCGUGACGCCGAUCGACGAAAGAUUGUACAUGCUCGCACUCCUGUUGCCAUUGAUUCUGAUCAACUGGGUCAGAAAUUUGAAAUAUCUGGCGCCAUUUUCCACGAUCGCGAAUGCUAUCACCCUGGUGAGCUUCGGGAUAAUUCUGUAUUACAUAUUCCGAGUGCCGCCGAGUUUGGAGAAAUGCGACCCGAUUGGAAAAGUGGAGAAUUUCCCUCUAUUCUUCGGCACCGUACUUUUUGCUCUAGAAGCUAUCGGCGUGAUCAUGCCGCUGGAGAACGAAAUGAAGACUCCGAGGUCUUUUGGGAAAUCGUGCGGAGUCCUUAAUAUCGGGAUGUCCACGAUCAUUCUUCUGUACGUCGGCAUGGGUUUCUUCGGGUACAUGAGAUAUGGAAAUGGCGUCAAAGGCAGCAUUACUCUCAGUCUUUCCGACGAUGAGAUACCCGCUAAAGUUGUGCAGAUCUUGCUGGCACUGGCCAUUUACGUCACACAUGCUCUGCAAUGCUACGUGGCAGUUGAUAUAUGCUGGAACGACUACCUCGGGCACAAAUUCAAGUCGAAUUCCCACAAGCUCUUCUGGGAGUACUUCGUCAGGACCUGCCUCGUACUCGUAACCUUUUUACUCGCCGUUGCGAUCCCAGAGUUGGAGCUCUUCAUCUCCCUCUUCGGGGCUCUCUGCUUGUCUGCCUUGGGCCUGGCUUUUCCUGCAAUUAUACAGAGCUGUACAUUUUGGAACGUAAUCCAGGGCAACGAGAAAAUUCUCAUGCUCGCAAAGAACACCUCUUUGGUUCUUUUCGGCAUUCUAGGCCUAAUCGUAGGGACCUACACCAGCCUGAGGGACAUUAUAACGACCUUUUCUUGAAUCGACGCCAAUGUGACAAUUUAAUUCGGAAUAAAUCACGUGUCUCGUUGCAUUAAUAGCGACACACUUUCGUCACUGUGCGCGAAAGUGCUCAUUGUCGGCCGAAUCGAACGAAUGCAUAAGAAACGAGAGGAGAGAAAAUAAGAGAACAAAAACCGACCAAGAAUAAAGCCAACGCUCGAAUGUGAAGUGCGACGAGCCAUCCUCGAGCUGGACAUAGAAAUAAUUGUACAUUCCAGUCAUCGAAAGUGAGACGUACAUAAUGUUUAAGAUAACGUAAUCGAGGACGUGUGUGUGUAGAAAAAAAAAAAAAUAGAACCGAAGACUCCUGACGGGGCGAGUAGUACAAUU
Orussus abietinus is the source of this 2111-nucleotide messenger RNA. Its product is annotated as proton-coupled amino acid transporter-like protein CG1139. The record is from RefSeq and is a predicted model, not a curated record. Lineage: Eukaryota; Metazoa; Arthropoda; Insecta; Hymenoptera; Orussidae. Gene Ontology annotation, molecular function: amino acid transmembrane transporter activity. Gene Ontology annotation, cellular component: vacuolar membrane. The coding region runs from base 339 to 1760 and encodes 473 amino acids. The transcript is spliced from 8 exons. Gene Ontology annotation, biological process: amino acid transmembrane transport.